Carassius gibelio (silver crucian carp) is the source of this 3882-nucleotide messenger RNA. Its product is annotated as neurotrimin. The transcript is spliced from 10 exons. Gene Ontology annotation, molecular function: cell adhesion molecule binding. Gene Ontology annotation, biological process: cell-cell adhesion. The record is from RefSeq and is a predicted model, not a curated record. Lineage: Eukaryota; Metazoa; Chordata; Actinopteri; Cypriniformes; Cyprinidae. The coding region runs from base 301 to 1431 and encodes 376 amino acids. Gene Ontology annotation, cellular component: cell-cell junction; neuron projection.
CAAGAUUUGGAAACUAACCCAAGCACUGCACUUCAAAUGUACAGUCACAUUUCUUGAGCAAAUGAAAACAGCGGGUUCUUGUAAUCCUGUGGAAGCCUAUCCAAACAGCUCAAUAAGCGAUACCUCACUGAAGGAGGGACUUCUCAGCGCCUGCGUAGGUGAGUGAGUAAGUGCAUACUUCACAGUUACUUAGAGCCUGGGACUACACUUCCACUUAUUCCUCCGGAUUUUCAAACUGGUAUUUGCAAGAAGGAAAACAAUCACGCGGACCUCGCGCGCACUUGAUCCGCUCCAGACGCCAUGAAGAGUCCCGUGUACUGGGUCGUCGUGGCUGGGAUAUCCAUCGCUUUGAUUCAACAAGGUCUGCCUGUCCGCAGUCAGGGAGAAUCCCAAUCCGAUAACAAACAGAUGGACAAUAUCACCAUCAGACAAGGAGAGACCCUCUUCCUCAGUUGCUCACAAGGGGACUUUGUGACACACACAGCGUGGCUGAACAGAUCAAGUAUUCUGUAUGCCGGAGAGGAUAAGUGGUCCGUGGACCCCCGGGUGAGUUUGGUUACUCUAAACCAGGAUGAGUUCACCAUCAAAAUUGAGGAUGUGGACUUGACGGAUGAGGGCCAAUACAUUUGUGCGGUGCAGACCAGCAGUAGACCCCGAACCACAUCUGUGCACAUCAUCGUUCAAGUUCCUCCAAAGAUCCUGAACCUGUCAAAGGACCUUGUGGUGAAUGAAGGCUCCAACGUGAUGUUAAUGUGCCUGGCUAAUGGAAAACCAGAACCUGCCAUCGGCUGGAGGAUGUUAUCACCUUCAGAUGACAGCCUAAGCUCAGACAGUGAGAUUCUGGAGAUUCCCUUCAUCAGCAGAUAUAGAGCAGGAGUGUACGAAUGCACCGCAGCCAACGAAAUUGCAGUGGACACACAGACUGUUGAACUCACAGUCAACUACCCUCCCAGUGUUUCAGAUGGCAGAGAUGUUGGUGUGACCCUGGGUCAGAGAGGUGUCCUGGAGUGUGAGGCAGAUGCUGUACCCGAGGCAGAUUUUGAGUGGUACAGAGAUGACAGGAGGAUCUUCAAUGGCUUUGAUGGCAUUGAGAUCGAGGAUGCCGGAGGUUUUUCAAAGCUGACUUUCUUCAACGUGUCCGAGGCAGACUAUGGCAAUUACACCUGCGUCGCUAUCAACAAACUUGGGAGCGCUAACACAAGUAUCAUCCUAUACCAAAUAAUCGAACCCACUAGUUCGACGCUAUUGCAAGUGGAGACGGCUUCAGUUUUCGAACUGACUUCAUCAGAUUUAGAGCAAACAGCCGUUGAAAACAAUGAUUUGUUGGAAGGACCCGGAGCAGUUCAGGAUGGCAACAGCGGAACGUCAACGGUCUUUACACCCACCUGUCUACUUCUCAUCAUACUUCUACAACUCUUGCUCAAGUUUUGAUGCCAAUGAAGAUGCUUUCAGUGGAUAAAAAUUACAGUUUGUGUGACAUCACUCUCAUUCCGGAGUCACAAAUUGUGCAUGGGUCACCGAAAAUGCCCCAAAGUGUGCAUGGGGUUACCCAAGUACUUAUUUUUAAUAAAGUAAUCAUGCAUUUCUUUUGUUUAUAAUAUAGUUUAAUAAUGUAACUCAUCUUACAUUGCUAAUUAUUUUUAUUUUUUUGCCCCACUGAAUGCAGUUUUUGAAUCCAUAAAAUGCAAAUGACAGAGGCAUGUUUCAUUUUAAAUAUUUAUUUUUGCGACUCUUUUUAAUUUAACUCUGUAACCCCUUAAGAAUUCCUAUAAAAUACAGUGUGAUUGGGGAGUAAAUAUUUCAAGUCAAAGGCAUGCGAUAUGGAAAGGCAUAUGUCUCCGUCUUUAUUUUUCUUUUUUUGGAUUGUUUUUAUAUACUUGACUGUAUCAUUACUGUACAGCUGAUCAAAAUAAGCAGCACAAAAGACACAAACAUGUUUUAGCUCUGUAAUAUUCACAUCAUGUUUUGUUUUGUUUUUGAGUGCAUCUAAUUUGCAUUUUACCAUUUAACACACACAAAACAAUGCGGUACAUAUCAGUUUUUUUUAAUAUAUUUUUAUAUUAUUUUGAUGACUAGAAUGGCACAGUUGGACUAUGCAGCAUAAAAAAGCUCUAUAAAAUGGAUUUAUUUGCACCACAAAGUAAUAAAUCAGAUGGUGGUAUAAUUUUAUGAAUUGACAAUGUGUGAGUCAAAGUUGGAAAAAGAUGCAUUUGGAGAUUUGUUCUUUAAUGCUAAAAUAUUGGAUCCAAAUUUAAAAGCCUGAAGAGCAAUCUGUUAACAUCUGUUUAAUUUUUAUUUUUGUUGCUACAGUAGUUUUUCCAAAUGUGUCUCCAAAUCUGUUGAUUCUGUCCAGAUUUAGAUUUACAUAAACCAAACCGGGCGCUUCAAAUGUUCUUUAUUUAAACACUCUCAUCGCCGUUCCUGCUAACAUCUCUGUAUGUAUAUGCAUAUAUAUAACUUGUACAAAGGGAAAAUAUGCACACUUGUUUUUACUAAAAUUGUGAACCUGUUUAAUACAAUGCAACAUUUUCUAUUUUUUGUUAUUUCCAUUUUCUGAAGCUAUGUAAUUUAUUUCUCAAAUGGUAUUAUGGUAGAUACCAGCGCAUUGCAGUUACUCAUUGUGAGCUCUGAUGUCUAAAUAUUGUGCUUUCGGAAAAAGCUGAUAAGACUCAUUUGCCCAUCAUCAUCUCAUCAAGAGAAAAUGUAAUGUUAUCCUUCGUAUUCUGGAAAAAAAAGUGAGAUUUGAUUAGAAGUUCAGUUUCUGAAUCUUCCCAUCACAGUAUUAAGGUGCAGUUUGGACCUCAAAUCCAUAUUACAAUUUGUUUUCUGUUUUAUUGCAACAUUUGACAGGAUGUAAGCCUUAUGUUUCCCCCUUUUUUCAUUUGAAGGAAUAGUUCUGCUAAAAAUGAAAACGGUCAUCAUUUAUUCACCCGCAUGCUUUUCCAAAGAAUAAACAUAACACACAAUUCUGAGAACAGAAACAAGUAUUCCUUGAAGAUUUCAGUUAUUCUGCUAAACUAUCAGGCCUCAGAUGACUUGAAAUGUAAUGCAAAAGUCAUGCUGACCACUUUUAUGGUGUUUUCUUGUCAUUUCUGUUGCUCAACAGCAUCUGUCACUUAACUAUUGAGACAUUUGCCAGUUCAUAAUUUGUGAUUUAUGAAAGAAAAAAACAUGCAGGUUUAGAAAAUACUUGAGGGUGAGUAAAUGAUGGCAGUUUUGUAUGAACAAUCCCUUUAAAUGCAUGUUUUUAAAAUCACAUAUCAGACAGAAAUGAAUCUACCAUUAGUCCAGUGGAUUUUAAGCACAAGUUGUAUGUUCAUGAAAGGGAAUGUGAUGUAUGUGCAGUGUGCAGUUCUUGCCCCAAAGUUGUACUGUUUAGCAUAAUGGCAUUACUUUUUAUCUUUUAGUUUUUUCUUUAAGACUUGGGGACCACAAUCGGACUAAGAACAAUUCACACAUUUCAUGAAUAGGCAGGUCCGUGAGAAUAAAAUGGUCACGACAGUCAGAAAUCCUCCACGGUUAUGGCAGUACUUUAAUUUAAAAUCACGAAUUUCAAAAGCAUCUCCUGAUAAUUAAUGUCUGUGUGGAAAAGGUUUUGAAACAAAGCUGAUCAAAGAGAGAGCGAUCAAUCAAUGCACCGUAUUAACAGAAACACAAGGCUUGUCUGUUCAUGGCUGUAAUUCAAUUCACACUUCCAACUUGGGAUCCCACCACCCAACCUUUAAAAGAUCCAGCCUGGAGAAGUUCAUUUUGUUCCACUGAUCUCUGGUGGUUCCCUGGAGAAGUAUUUUAACUCCUUGUAUUGUAAAGAAUUUGUUUUUCCUUUAAUGGAGAUGGUGUGUUCAUAUUUAAGACUUACAAUAAUAAAAUGUUGUAUCUAAA